This is a messenger RNA of Hemiscyllium ocellatum (epaulette shark), 2887 nucleotides long. RefSeq names its product PTEN induced kinase 1 (gene pink1). The record is from RefSeq and is a predicted model, not a curated record. Lineage: Eukaryota; Metazoa; Chordata; Chondrichthyes; Orectolobiformes; Hemiscylliidae. The coding region runs from base 174 to 2042 and encodes 622 amino acids. Gene Ontology annotation, cellular component: mitochondrion. The transcript has 8 exons. Gene Ontology annotation, molecular function: protein serine/threonine kinase activity; ATP binding. Gene Ontology annotation, biological process: protein phosphorylation; autophagy of mitochondrion; positive regulation of mitochondrial fission.
GUCAGGUUCUGAGGCGGUUUAUGAUGACUGUUGCUAUGGUUACGGCGCUUGCUUUGAGGUGACAUUCCCCGAUCGGCAGCAUUGAAAACUACCUCUCGGUUCAAAUCACAACCGUUCCCCCCCCCCCCCCCCCAACGAUGUUGAAAGACAAAUCGGGGAUUUAAACGUUUAAAAUGUCGUUGCGACGAUUCCUGGCCCACGGCCUGGAGCUCAGCCGCUCGGCUUUGCGCCUCGUCAGGCCCGCGGCCCGGGCCCGGGCUCAGGCAGGCGCGGCCUUUGUGCGACCUUGGGCCCAGCAAUCGCUCCAAGCCGGCCUACCCGCCCGUUACCGCUAUUUCCGCCUGUCUUUGGGCGGCCUAGCGACUCAGCUUCAACGCCGGUGGUCUCGGCAGCUCCACGGGCCAGGCGGAGCUUUGCUGGCCUUCGGCCUGGGCCUGGGCCUCAUCGAGCAGCAGGUGGAGAAUGUGAGGACGAGCAUCGCUGCCUGUGAGGAGAUCCAGACAUUGUUUAAAAGGAAGAAAAUUAAGUAUGAAAAUGCCAUACCUUCAUGCACCAGCGGCUAUCGAUUUGAAGAUUACAUGGUUGGAUACAAUAUUGGAAAGGGGUGUAAUGCAGCUGUGUACAAGGCCUUUAUUCCUGAAGUGUCCACACCAAAAGCAAGUGAUACGAUCACAACAGAGGAGAAAGCUGAAGAAGUUAACAGGCAGGGGAAGAGUGCAGCCAUAGUUCAGUAUGAUUCUGGUGAGGAUCCCGAACUAAGAAAGAACAUGCUGAUUGCACAGGAAAGCCCAAGUUUGAGUUUUGUGAUUUUGAAGAAAGAAACAUUAUUUGACUCACUGAGUGCUUGUGACGGAGACACCAGCAACCCCCUGACAGCUUCUGUGGAAGACAGCAGCUACCCGCUGCCGGCUUUCGAGGAAGACACCAACUACCACCUGAGGGCACCUGCAGGAGAUACCAGCUAUCCACUUGCUUUAAAAAUGCUUUGGAACAUAAAUGCAGGAUCCUCCAGUGAUGCAAUACUAACAUCGAUGGUUAAAGAGCUGGUUCCAACCAUCCCGAAUGCAUUAAAUGGAGAGUUUGGUGGAAUAAAAGGAAAAAAGAUAAAACCACAUCCAAACAUCAUUCAGAUUGUCCGGGCUUUUGUAGACAACGUUCCACUCUUGCCUGGAGCUUGGUUGGAGUACCCUGAUGUGCUACCAACUAGACUGAAUCCUCAUGGCUUGGGACACAGCCGCACCCUCUUUCUGGUAAUGAAGAGCUAUCCAUGCACCUUGCAGCAGUACCUGCAGAUCUGUAUCCCUAAUAAACAAUGUGCUACUGUGAUGAUUCUUCAGUUGCUGGAGGGAGUGGAUCAUUUGGUUCAACAUGGGAUUGCACACAGAGAUCUGAAGUCUGAUAAUAUUCUGGUGGAAUUUGACUCAGUUGGCUGCCCCCGUUUGGUGAUCACUGAUUUUGGUUGCUGUCUGGCCGAAGAAUCUCUGGGAUUGAAGCUUCCCUUUACCAGUAAUGAGGUCAACCGGGGAGGAAAUAUCUGCCUAAUGGCUCCUGAGAUUUCUGCAGCAAUCCCUGGACCCAGAGUCACAAUUGAUUACAGCAAAUCAGAUGCCUGGUCAGUGGGUACAUUGGCCUAUGAGAUCCUGGGUCUUCGUAAUCCAUUUUAUGGAUGUGGAGUGGAUUAUCUGGAGAGCAGGAACUAUCAAGAGGAUAAGCUGCCACCUCUGCCAGGCUCCAUUCACAGAGAUGUGAGGCUGGUGGUGAAACUUCUGUUAUGCAGAGAUCCUAAGAGGCGUCUGUCAGCGAGAGUUGCUGCAGACAUGCUACAUCUACACCUGUGGGGGCCAGAACUCCUUGCCUCAUCGCAAAUUACUGUGGAGAAUGUUUUCAGUUGGCUUCGGUACCAGACUCUGCUAACCUUCCUGCAGGUUUCAAUGAGUCAGAAAUUACCUGUGGAGACUGAACUAAAGAGAAGCUUCUUGGCAAAUCUCAACUUUGAAGAACUAAAGCUGGGACUGGAUCUGCUGCUCCAGGGGAAGACCUGAAUGAGUUCACAUCAAUCAAUAAAACACUCAGUUUGAAAACAGAAUUUGGUGAAAUCAUGCUACUAAUUAGGGACUAGGAAUAAAACUAUGCACUUAGUUUGUAAUUUAAGUAGAUGAGUAAAAUUCAAGGUGUUCGGGACAUAUCCUGACACAGCAGUUCAUAAAUGAAUACGUAAUACCAUACUUCACCACACAGUAUUUCACUGAUAGGAGAAAGAAACAAUUAGCUUUUUUGGAUCUGAAACAGCUGAUAAAUAAAUUCAUGAAUAUUGUGAUUAAUCUUGUAUUUAAUCUAUAAAUUUACUGACCAUGACAAUUUGAAAUGAAGGUCACCGUCCUAUGACUUGUGUUUCUUGCAUAAUUCCGUACUUUGACGUUUAACGCUGGAACUCAGCACUUAUAGUGAACAGUAGAAACCCAGAUGAUAAUCUGAGGUCCACAGUGCAUGGCACCGAAGGUUGUAAAAUGUAUGAGGAGAAUUCAAACAAAUUAUGUAGUGAUAGGUUACACCAAGUGUAGGUUUUCAACACAUGUAGAUUGUCAGAGCAAGGGGAGAAAGAGAGGGUGCAAAGACUUCAAGUUUUGAGAUUUUUUUGGGGGGAGAAAUAAAUUUGUGGAUUUAGGAAGUAUUAAUCCUGUGGGCAGGUUUAGUUUGUCAUUGCAGGUUCCGUUUUGGGAAGAAGUCUUGGAAAUAAUUGGAACAUUUUUCUGUAGCUUGUGGUUAUCUUGCAGUUAUAUUAGGUACUGAGCUAAUUAACUAACCAUUCACAUUGAUGCACAGUCUGCGUUUACAAUAUGGGCCUGUUUAAAGUUACUUAAAUAAACAGUACCACUUGAAAUUUGAA